AUGGGAAGCCUCACUUCAAUCUUGAGGAUGAUGUUCCUCAUUGUGUUUAUUGGAUGGCUUUUUAUUUGGAUUAUUAUUCCAACCAGUACUUACAAAUAUUCAUGGACCCCCAAUCUCACCAAGAAGAUUGGCUCCUCUACGUUUUUCGGGUCCCAAGGGACGAAUCUUCUGCUUCUGAGCUUCCCUGUGAUGUUGAUGGCUGCUCUUGGCUGUGUUUAUCUCCAUUUCGAGAAGAAGAAAAAGAUAGGUCGCGACUUAACUGGCAUGCAACGACCAGAUUUCUUGAGGAGACCGGUUCACAUAUCUAGUACUUUAGGUAUUGUGACUAUGACGGAACUUGUAUUCGUCGCAAUGUUUUUUGCACUAUUGAUAUGGUCUCUAGCCAAUUACUUGCACAUCAGCUUUGGCCACCUUACAAUGUAUAGUCCACCAGGGGAGAAAACAUGGAAGACAAAGUUUCGUAGUGUGUCGCUUAGGUUGGGAUACAUAGGAAACAUUUGUUGGGCAUUUUUGUUCUUUCCAGUAACACGAGGAUCUUCCAUCUUGCCAAUGAUUGGAUUGACAUCGGAAUCAAGCAUCAAGUACCACAUAUGGCUCGGUCACGUCUCGAACCUCCUCUUCACUUUACAUACAAUUGGUUUCAUUGUCUAUUGGGGUAUAACAAAUCAAAUGUCGCAGAUGGUAGAUUGGGACAAAACAUAUGUUUCUAAUGUAGCUGGAUGGAUAGCAAUGUUGUUUGGAUGGGCAAUAUGGGUGACAAGCUUUCCAUCCAUUAGAAGAAAGGCAUUUGAGCUCUUCUUUUAUACCCAUCAUCUCUAUCUUCUCUAUAUUGUCUUCUACAUGUUACAUGUUGGUGGACCAUAUUUGUUCAUGAUCUUGCCCGGGAUCUUUCUCUUUUUCAUCGAUCGUUAUCUCCGAUUCUUACAAUCCCAAAAAAGAGCAAGAUUAGUCUCUGCCCGCCUAUUGCCUUGUGGUGUGGUUGAGCUCAACCUAUCCAAAUGCCUUGAUCUUCAUUAUAAUCCCACAAGCAUAAUGUUUAUCCACGUGCCGAGCAUUUCUAGGUUACAAUGGCAUCCUUUCACUAUCAUUUCUAGUGGAAACUUGGAACUAGAUAGGAUAAGUGUCCUCAUUAAAAGCUUAGGAACAUGGAGUCAAAAGUUAUACCAAGAGCUUUCUUCUUCUUCCAAGACCCAUCUAGAGGUCCAUGUAGAAGGACCAUAUGGACCGGUUUCGCCAGAUUUGUUAAGGAGGGACUCCUUGGUGAUGGUAAGUGGAGGAAGCGGUAUUGCGCCAUUCAUCUCCAUAAUUCGCGAAGUUAUACACUUAAGUACGCAACCUGGAUCGCACAUUCCGAAGAUGCUAUUGAUAUGUGUUUUCAAGAAUUCGAUGGAUCUCACCAUGCUCGAUCUUCUGUUGCCAGCAUCAAGCGUGAUAUCCCCAGAAAUCCUUUCCAAGUUAGAGUUGAAGAUAGAGGCAUAUGUCACCAAGGACAUUGAAGAGCAGCCAAAACCUAACCGAGAUCUUAUCCGUUCAAUAUGGUUUAAGCCAAAUCCCAAUGACUCUCUAGUUACUGCAGCCCUCGGAUCUAACAGUUGGCUCUGGCUCGGGGCAAUAAUCACUACCUCCUUCGUCAUGUUCUUACUUCUUCUCGGAAUCGUGACUCGUCGCCUUAUUUACCCGAUUGAACACAACAAACAAGUUUACAACUUCAGUGGGAAAGUCCUUUGGGAUAUGUUCUUGGCUUGUGUUGGUGUGUUUAUUGGGACUAGUGCGAUAUUUUUAUGGCAAAAGAAGGAGAUAUCGCGCACGGAAGGCCAGGUUCAAAAUGUGGAGUUGCAAACUCCAACAGCUUCGCCCGGAUUGCAGUUUCAUGGUGGCGAGACAACAGAGUUGGAAAGCCUCCCCGGAAACUCUCUUGUUCAAGACAUAGCCGUGCAUCAUGGUGCAAGGCCUAACCUCAAGAGUAAGUACUUGUACAAUUAUAUCCUCACUUCAAUCUUGAGGAUGAUGUUCUUCAUUGUGUUUAUUGGAUGGCUUUUUAUCUGGAUUAUUAUCCCAACCGGUACUUACAAAUAUUCAUGGACCCCCAAUCUCAAAGUGAAGAUUGGCUCCUCGACGUUUUUCGGGUCCCAAGGGACGAAUCUUCUGCUUCUGAGUUUCCCUGUGAUGUUGAUGGCUGCUCUUGGCUGUGUUUAUCUCCAUUUCGAGAAGAAGAAAAACAUAAGUCGCGACUUAACAAGAAUGCAACGACCAGAUUACUUGAGGAGACCGGUUCACAUAUCGAGUACUUUAGGCAUUGUAACAAUGACAGAGCUUCUAUUUGUUACAAUGUUUUUUGCACUAUUGAUAUGGUCUUUAGCCAAUUACUUGCACAUAGGCUUUGGCCAUCUUACAAUGCAUAGUCCACGGGGAGAGAAAAUAUGGAAGACAAAGUUUCGUAGUGUGUCGCUUAGGUUGGGAUACAUAGGAAACAUUUGUUGGGCAUUUUUGUUCUUUCCAGUAACACGAGGAUCUUCCAUCUUGCCAAUGAUUGGAUUGACAUCGGAAUCAAGCAUCAAGUACCACAUAUGGCUCGGUCACGUCUCGAACCUCCUCUUCACUUUACAUACAAUUGGUUUCAUUGUCUAUUGGGGUAUAACAAAUCAAAUGUCGCAGAUGGUAGAUUGGGACAAAACAUAUGUUUCUAAUGUAGCUGGAUGGAUAGCAAUGUUGUUUGGAUGGGCAAUAUGGGUGACAAGCUUUCCAUCCAUUAGAAGAAAGGCAUUUGAGCUCUUCUUUUAUACCCAUCAUCUCUAUCUUCUCUAUAUUGUCUUCUACAUGUUACAUGUUGGUGGACCAUAUUUGUUCAUGAUCUUGCCCGGGAUCUUUCUCUUUUUCAUCGAUCGUUAUCUCCGAUUCUUACAAUCCCAAAAAAGAGCAAGAUUAGUCUCUGCCCGCCUAUUGCCUUGUGGUGUGGUUGAGCUCAACCUAUCCAAAUGCCUUGAUCUUCAUUAUAAUCCCACAAGCAUAAUGUUUAUCCACGUGCCGAGCAUUUCUAGGUUACAAUGGCAUCCUUUCACUAUCAUUUCUAGUGGAAACUUGGAACUAGAUAGGAUAAGUGUCGUCAUUAAAAGCUUAGGAACAUGGAGUCAAAAGUUAUACCAAGAGCUUUCUUCUUCUUCCAAGACCAAUCUAGAGGUCCAUGUAGAAGGACCAUAUGGACCGGUUUCGCCAGAUUUGUUAAGGAGGGACUCCUUGGUGAUGGUAAGUGGAGGAAGCGGUAUUGCGCCAUUCAUCUCCAUAAUUCGCGAAGUUAUACACUUAAGUACGCAACCUGGAUCGCACAUUCCGAAGAUGCUAUUGAUAUGUGUUUUCAAGGAUUCGAUGGAUCUCACCAUGCUCGAUCUUCUGUUGCCAGCAUCAAGCGUGAUAUCCCCAGAAAUCCUUUCCAAGUUAGAGUUGAAGAUAGAGGCAUAUGUCACCAAGGACAUUGAAGAGCACCCAAAACCUAACCGAGAUCUUAUCCGUUCAAUAUGGUUUAAGCCAAAUCCCAAUGACUCUCUAGUUACUGCAUCCCUCGGAUCUAACAGUUGGCUCUGGCUCGGGGCAAUAAUCACUACCUCCUUCGUCAUGUUCUUACUUCUUCUCGGGAUCGUGACUCGUCGCCUUAUUUACCCGAUUGAACACAACCAACAAGUUUACAACUUCAGUGGGAAAGUCCUUUGGGAUAUGUUCUUGGCUUGUGUUGGUGUGUUUAUUGGGACUAGUGCGAUAUUUUUAUGGCAAAAGGAUGAGAUAUCGCGCACGGAAGGCCAGGUUCAAAAUGUGGAGUUGCAAACUCCAACAGCUUCGCCUGGAUUGCAGUUUCAUGGUGGCGAGACAACAGAGUUGGAAAGCCUCCCCGGAAACUCUGUUGUUAAAGACAUAGCCGUGCAUCAUGGUGCAAGGCCUAACCUCAAGAAGAUAUUAUUUGACUGCAAAGGAUCUGAUGUCGGGGUGAUGGUCUGUGGGCCGAAGGAAAUGAGGCACGAGGUAGCGAGAAUAUGUUCUUCGGGUUUGGCAGAAAACCUACAUUUCGAGGCCAUCAGCUUCAACUGGUAA
Messenger RNA from Impatiens glandulifera, 4080 nucleotides. RefSeq names its product ferric reduction oxidase 4-like. Gene Ontology annotation, molecular function: oxidoreductase activity. The record is from RefSeq and is a predicted model, not a curated record. Bases 1 to 4080 code for a protein of 1359 amino acids. The transcript is spliced from 13 exons. Gene Ontology annotation, cellular component: plasma membrane. Lineage: Eukaryota; Viridiplantae; Streptophyta; Magnoliopsida; Ericales; Balsaminaceae.